Molecule: messenger RNA, 564 nt
Organism: Ipomoea triloba (trilobed morning glory)
Lineage: Eukaryota; Viridiplantae; Streptophyta; Magnoliopsida; Solanales; Convolvulaceae
Exons: 2
Coding region: 1-564 (187 amino acids)
Source: RefSeq, a predicted model, not a curated record
AUGGAACGCAAGGUCUGUUGGAUUUUUCAGCAAACGAGGGAGAUUAAAGCAGCCUUCUCCAAGGACAACCAUAUUGACAGUACGUGGGUUGCGCCAAACAAGAGUGAGCUACAUUGGUCACCACCUCAAGAUGGCUGGUUUGUGAUCAAUACUGAUGUGUCUUUCACUAGCCCGAACAAUCCAACUGGCUAUGGUGCGGUCCUUAAAGACAAUACAGGGGCAUGGAUAGGAGGCUUUAGCUGCAGAGUUAAGGCGAUCAUGCCACAGAAGGAGAAUGCGGUGUUAUCAAUUGUGCACUUGGGUGGACAUGGGGAAAAGGGAGAGUUCGAGAUAUUAGGGCCUGCCAGAGAUAUUGUCCAUGCAUGUAAGGAUUGGGUUCAAAGGAAUUGGGUGGUAAAGAUAACCCACAUCCAUCGGGAUCACAACCGGGUGGAUGACAGACUUGCUAGGAUUGCCGUUAGGGAAGGUCGUGACUGGAUUGAGUUUGGUGCGCCUCCCAACGAUGCUCGUAAGUACUAUGAGGAGGACAGACUCGGUGCCUUGGCGCAUAAUGUUUUGUUUUAG